Oryza brachyantha (malo sina) is the source of this 3339-nucleotide messenger RNA. Its product is annotated as kinesin-like protein KIN-7F. Gene Ontology annotation, biological process: microtubule-based movement. Gene Ontology annotation, molecular function: microtubule motor activity; microtubule binding; ATP binding. The transcript has 14 exons. The record is from RefSeq and is a predicted model, not a curated record. Bases 330 to 3155 code for a protein of 941 amino acids. Lineage: Eukaryota; Viridiplantae; Streptophyta; Magnoliopsida; Poales; Poaceae.
CCAGAUCGUGCCAUCGUGGGGGAGGGCGAGGAGGCGCCUGCCGGUGGUGGCCGCGAGGUUGAUGCGUUGCCGCCGCGCAUCGCAGUGACGACUGACGACACCCCCUCCUCUCCCCAACUCGCUGGCUCAGAGCAACGCCACCAUUGGUACCGUACACCUGACAGGCUGACCACGCAUCGACCGACCGCGCGCCAUGGCCGCCGGCAAGCUCGGCCGCUGCGCCGUCGAGGGCACUCUGCAGGGCGGUUUCCGCUUCCAGAAGCGCGCCUCCGCCUCUAGGGACUAGGGGUAGAUGGUGUUGGGGUAGGGAAGAGUGAGAGAGGAGAGAAAUGGGGGCGGUUGGCAGGGACGAGGUGGUGCAGUGGGACAAGAUGGACGGAGGUGAGGUGGUCAAUGGCGGCGGAGGUGGUGCGGGGAAGCUGGAGAGGAUACUGGUUUCAGUGAGGCUGAGGCCUCUCAGUGACAAGGAGAUUGCGAGAGGGGAUCCGACGGAGUGGGAGUGCAUCAAUGACACCGCCAUAAUCUCCCGGAGCACCUUCCCGGACAGGCCAACGGCUCCGACUGCGUACUCCUUUGAUAGGGUAUUCCGUUCUGACUGCGACACCAAACAAGUAUACAAGGAAGGGGCCAGAGAGGUUGCCCUCUCUGUAGUUAGUGGCAUUAACUCUAGUAUUUUUGCAUAUGGUCAAACAAGUAGUGGAAAGACAUACACCAUGACUGGCAUAACUGAAUAUACAGUGGAAGAUAUUUAUGAUUAUAUUGGCAAGCAUGAGGAGAGAGCAUUUGUCUUGAAAUUUUCAGCAAUAGAAAUAUAUAAUGAAGUUGUAAGGGAUCUGCUAAGUGCAGAAAACACUCCUCUUAGACUUUGGGAUGAUGCAGAGAAGGGUACCUAUGUGGAGAACCUUACAGAGGUUGUAUUAAGGGACUGGGACCACCUCAAGGAGCUUAUUUCUAUAUGUGAAGCUCAAAGGAAAACUGGGGAGACAUACUUAAAUGAAAACAGCUCCAGAUCGCAUCAAAUACUUAAACUGACAAUAGAAAGUUCUGCUCGUGAGUUCUUGGGUAAGGACAAAUCAACUACACUUGUAGCUAGUGUGAAUUUUGUUGAUUUGGCAGGAAGUGAACGUGCAUCUCAAGCAUUAUCAGCUGGUGCUAGGCUGAAGGAAGGUUGUCAUAUUAAUCGAAGUUUACUUACCCUAGGAACUGUCAUUCGGAAACUAAGCAAAGUAAGAAACGGGCACAUACCAUACAGAGAUUCAAAGCUCACUCGUAUACUGCAACCUUCUCUGGGUGGUAAUGCAAGAACUGCGAUUAUUUGUACAAUGAGUCCUGCCCGUAGCCAUAUGGAACAAUCAAGAAACGCUCUGCUAUUUGCAAGUUGUGCAAAGGAAGUAGUUACAAAUGCCCAGGUCAAUGUAGUCAUGUCUGAUAAAGCACUAGUUAAGCAAUUGCAAAAGGAGCUUGCUAGGUUGGAGAGUGAAUUACGAUAUCCUGCUACCUAUUCUAGUCUUGAAGCAUUGGUGAAGGAAAAGGAUAACCAAAUCCGAAAGAUGGAGAAAGAAAUUAAGGAAUUGAAGUUACAACGUGAUUUAGCUCAGUCUAGGCUUCAGGAUUUGCUUCAUGUUGUUGGAAAUAACCAUGUCUCAAAGCAAUCCCUGGCUUCUGGGAGGAACUUUACCUUCGAUGUUCCACAGACACAUGAAGAUGAACAAUCAACAACCGAGUCAUCAGAAGUUGUUGAUAGUGUCCAAAUUUUUAGGUUUCAAGGCCAGCGAGCGGCACAAAAGGAACAUAAGCCUCAGCAAUCUGAAAAUAAUGUGCAGUUUACUACUCCAUCUAGGUAUUCAGUCAGCAGUCCUCCCUUUAGUGGGAUGCCCCCAACUAACAUAAGAGAUGAUCUCCCACAGAUCUCUAAUGAAGAUUCAGAUGAUAUUUGCAAAGAGGUACGGUGUAUAGAAACCAAUGAAACAGGAAGAAAUGAGUGUUUGGAAUCAUCGGUCAUGCAGAGCAAUAGUUUGCAAGACUCCAAUGCAGAUUCUAGUAUGCACAUAAAUAUUGAUUCAAAUCCAUCCGUGAGUUCCAGGCUUCACAAUGAAUCACUUAUUACCUUGGAGCAACAUUUGGAAAAUGUCAGAAAACCUUUUACUAGUAUUGUAAAAGAUCUGGGAUCUUCAACACGUAAUUCAUCGAGCUCUAAAGUGCUGGGUAGGAGCAGGAGCUGUAGGUCUCUUACCGGUUCUAGUUUAUUUGAAGAUUUGGAGAAGGAUGAUCGCACCCCACCAAACAGAAGUUUCAUAGACUUCCCUGGGAGACCUCAAAAUUGUCAAAGAAUGGGGUCUGCACUGAACUAUGAUGCUGAGAGUGAGACUCUAUCAAGGGCAGGGUCAAUGCUUUCUGAAAUUACUACUACGAGGGGUGGACUGAAGACAAACAAUUCUGUUGCAGGUGACACAGAGUUUACUGGCAUAGGUGAAUUUGUUGCUGAACUGAAAGAAAUGGCACAAGUUCAGUACCAGAAGCAACUUGGCGGACAGAGUGAAAAUGGAGACUUGGCAGAAGGGACCAUCCAGAGUAUAGGACUCAAUCCGAUUACAGAUGCCCUGCGAUCACCUUCUCGAUGGCCCCUGGAAUUUGAAAAGAAACAAGAAGAGAUUAUUGACCUUUGGCAUGCAUGCAAUGUUUCUUUGGUCCAUAGGACCUACUUUUUCUUGCUAUUCAAAGGAGACGCAGCUGACUCCAUUUACAUGGAAGUUGAGCUUAGGAGGUUAACAUUUCUCAAAGAUACCUACUCCAGUGGAGCAGUAGCUAGUAUCCCGAAUAUCUCUCUAGUUUCAAGUGCCAAGAAGUUGCAUCGUGAAAGAGAGAUGCUCUGCAGGCAGAUGCAAAGGAGGCUCUCGAUUGAGGAACGAGAGAGCAUGUACACCAAAUGGGGUGUCACGCUGACCUCCAAGAGGAGAAGGCUACAAGUCGCACGUCGCCUUUGGACCGAAACCAAAGAUCUGGAGCAUGUCAGAGAGAGUGCAUCCCUUGUUGCUAGACUGAUCGGACUCCUUGAGCCAGGGAAAGCCCUGAGGGAGAUGUUUGGGUUAAGUUUCGCACCACAGCAAUUCACUCGGAGAUCAUACAAUAGCUGGAGGUAUGGUGCUCUUCUCUGAACUGAUCGAAGUUGAACCCACAAGACGCAACUGACAAAAGGAUCUUUAACAGUUUUCCUGUUUUAUUUUGAUUUUAGGCAUGUUCUUUUGUAUAAUAUAUAUGUAGCUCACUUGCUAUUUUUUGAUUAAAUGAAAACUUUGGUAAGAUAUAUUUAUCAAUUUAUCUAUUUUAACAUGAUAUAUG